Molecule: messenger RNA, 6728 nt
Organism: Daphnia carinata
Lineage: Eukaryota; Metazoa; Arthropoda; Branchiopoda; Diplostraca; Daphniidae
Product: toll-like receptor 6
Exons: 4
Coding region: 1168-5127 (1319 amino acids)
Cellular component (GO): plasma membrane
Molecular function (GO): protein binding
Source: RefSeq, a predicted model, not a curated record
CGUGUGUUUGAUAGAGUGACCGCCAUCAUCUUUUUUUUUUUUUUUCGGUGUGAGCUCCUUUUUCCCAACAGCCAAACCCCUCUCUUCAGUGUGCACGCACACAACUCAUCAUCAACGACCGUGUACACACACAACUCGCUGUGUGUUUCGUGAUUCACGACCGCCCACUUUUUUUUUCUCGUUGAAUUACUUUUUUUUUUCUUCUUCUUCUCGCCAGUUGGUCGGUGUCUGAUGAUUGUUGUUUGCGUGGCAGUGUUGGUUUUUUCUCCUCGUUCACUUGUUUAAUUUUGUUGUAUUUUUUUUUUUGGCCGCUGUUGGCGUUAUCGUUCCUGGGCAAUUAUCGCGUUGAAAAUUGUGUUGAUGACCGGAUCGUGUGUUUGUGUGUUUUCCACCGAAAAAAAAAAAGUUGGAUGCGAACGGGUGAAAGUUUUGUGGAAAUGCGACGACCCAAUGGCUCUUUGGGCCGCAUCCCUUCACCUUGUUAUUCGCCAGAGAGCUGCUGUUGCACCAGCAACAAACGGCUGAUGCUCCUCUUGUCCAUUGUCGUGUGAAAUUCAAUAGCCGUGUAAAGAGUGGAGCCAGGCCAAAGCUGUUUGGGUCCUUUUCAUACGCGCCCCCCUGUUAUUUCAGUAGUUUUUUUGUACGUUUUUUUAAAGCCCAGGCCCUUAUUCUCUAUCUUUAGCAACGGUGCAGAUGGCAGUUUAAUGUGACCGGCUAGAUCCCUAUCCGAUAUUUAUAAAGAUAAUCUCUAGGAAAAAAAAAAACUCUCGACAAUAACAGAAAAAUAGACCCCCCCUCUGAAAAAAACAGACACAAAAGAAUUAAAUGUAAAUGACGUGGAGGAAAUAAAAAGAAAAAAUACUGACAAAAGGACAAACCACCCACGGAAGAAAAAGAUCUUGAUGUGAUAAAUCGACGUCAUAAUUCACGUUCAAAAAAAAAAAAAAAUUUUGAAAAAAAAAAGAUAAGUCUAGACAACAAGAAGACAUUCCAAAGUGCUUCCUAGGCAGCAUCAGCGCAUUGAAAAGGAAGAAAAGGCGCACAUUUUUUUUCCGCCCAACAUUCUUAAAGCCUUUUUUUUUUUCGUUCUUACGAGUCAUAUUGCGAGUGCCGUGCGCAAGAGUGGGAAAUCAUUUCUGAGAACAAUUCGAGAAAAAAAAAAAGGAUAUGGCCGCUAUGAAGAGGAAACGAUCCGCAAAAAGUAACAACGGCCAUCAUCUGGGCGUCGUUGAAGCAGUCCGGAAUUGUUAUUUACUAUGCUGGUUGGCCAUUGGAGUCACACUGUGCGACGCCAGUUUCCAUUAUGAAGCGCCGUCAGAUUGCCAAUGGACGUUGAUGAAUUCGUCAAUGUCUUUAUCGAAUUCAAUGUCGUCGAGCGGUGGAACAGGCGCCGGAUCGACGGGUCAUUCGGCUCUGCCAAUAGCCGGCCUCGGUCCUAACGACGUGGCACUCCAUUGCCGACUGCGUACCAUCAACAGUCAAUUCGAUCAGACCAAUUUCUCUGUGGUACCGCGUGAACACACCGCUUCACUCACGAUCGAAUGCAGCGAUUCGCUGCUCUACCAAAGCUUCCUGCAUCCGCACAGCUUCGGCCAUUUGCACCAUCUGCGCCAGCUCACCAUCGAUUAUUGCAAACUCGGCCAGCUCGCCAGAGGAGUCUUUCACGGCCUUCGGGACCUUCGUUCGUUGGCCAUUCGAUCGCACAACGACGUUUGGCCGGCCAUGAACUUGGACUUGAACCGCGAUAGUUUGGCUCACGAUGUCGGCCAAUUGGAACGGCUGGAUCUCAGCCGGAACAAUAUCCUCACCUUCCGCCGUCAGCUCUUUUGCGAUUUGACCAGUCUCCAAUUCCUCAACGUCAGCCAUAAUCGAUUGGCCGACCUUAACGAUUUGGGAUUGAAUUUUGAAACAAUCGAUUCGGACGAAAGGGCGUCUUCUCCUACUCCGCCCAGCUCGACAGUGGCACCCGGAUAUUGCCCAACUCCGUUGACGACAGUGGACGCCUCGUACAAUCAGCUGACGGCGCUGACAAGCCGCGGAGUGGCAGCCCUGCGCCAUUUGCGGAUCCUUAAACUCGACCACAAUAAAAUCCAGCAUCUGGAUGACGGCGCGUUGGGACCGCUGGAACAACUAGAGCAACUGGACCUGUCCGUCAAUCAAGUCGAGAGGAUACCCCAAAUAUUUCUGACGUCAACGGUCGCAUUGAAGGAGCUCAAUUUGAGCAACAACACGUUGUCCGUGCUCCCCGCUGGCGCAUUAUCAUCGCAGAGACAUUUGGAAGUGUUGCAAUUGUCCUGGAAUCGACUCACUUUGUCGAACGGAAGCCUAUUCGACAACCUGGUGCGUUUGGUCGUGCUGGAUUUAUCGCACAAUCAAAUUGGCCGCAUCCGCCGCCCGCUCUUCAAGGACCUGUACAGUUUGCAAGUUCUGAAAUUAGAUUCGAACGCCAUCGAGGCCGUAGAGGCGGGCUCGUUCGCUUCGCUGAGCAAUUUGCAUACGCUCGACUUGUCGGAUAAUAAAUUAGCCUUCAUCGAGAGCCAUUAUUUCAACGGUUUAUUGGUGUUAAAUCAGUUGAAACUCAACGCAAAUUCACUGGUCGGAUUGGAUGGGGAAACGUUCCGCAAUUGUUCCAAUCUGGAAGAGCUCUACCUGCAAGAUAAUCGACUGGAACGUUUGCCUUCCAGCUUCAAGACGCUGACUCUUUUGAAAACGCUGGACCUGUCGCACAAUCGGAUCAGGUUCAUCAACGCCACUUCGCUGAGGGGGCUCAAAAAUUUGCAUCAUCUCAGACUAUCGGGUAACCAAAUCAAGACGAUCCGGCAGGCUUCCCUUCCGCCGUUGGGAUUGCUCAAAACGCUCGACCUGUCGCACUCGUCGCUCCAGACGGUCGAGCGGAGCGCCCUGGACGGGCUCACCGGCCUGGAAACGCUUUAUCUCAACGGCAACAAUUUGAGCAGUCUGGAACACGUCGUCCAGAACCUGCCGCACUUGACGCGGCUCAACGUGUCCGACAACGACUUGCGCUGGUUCGACUACGCCCUCCUACCGACCGGGCUCCAAUGGCUGGACAUGCACAAGAACCAGAUCGAGGAGCUGGGCAACUACCUGCGCCUGGAGAGUCACCUCAAGUUGGAAACGCUCGACGCCAGUUAUAACCGAAUCGCCUCCAUCGGAGCGGCCUCUUUACCGCACGGAUUGCGUGUGGCCACGCUCAGCGACAACCAAAUCAGCGUCGUCGAGCCCAACACGUUCGCCGACAAGGCCAACUUAUCGCGUGUCGAUCUCUACGGCAAUCAACUGGUCACGUUGAACCUGAACGCCCUGCGGCUUAGCCCGGACGUCCAAGUCUUGCCCGAAUUCUACCUGGGCGGCAAUCCAUUCCAAUGUGAUUGCGACAUGGAAUGGCUGCAGCGUAUCAACGCCCUCAACAAUGCCGGGCAGUACCCUCGCGCCAUGGAUUUAGAUUCCAUAUAUUGUCGGCUCUCGUACGGACGCGGAUCGCGCUCCGUGACGCCAUUGGUGGAAGCCACAUCGUCGGAUUUCCUCUGUCCGUACCGGACCCACUGUUUUGCUCUGUGCCACUGCUGCGAUUUCGACGCCUGCGACUGCGAAAUGACGUGUCCGACCAACUGUUCUUGCUAUCACGACCAGUCGUGGUCCACUAACGUCGUCGAUUGUUCCGGCGGAUCCGGAGAUCUCCUGACCGACAUCCCGUCCAGGAUCCCCAUGGAUGCGACUGACGUCUACCUGGACGGCAACAAUCUCGGCCAGCUCAUCAAUCACGCUUUCAUCGGUAAGAAGAACCUGAGGACGCUGUUGCUCAACAACUCGGCCGUCGUUUCCCUGCACAACCACACGUUCAGCGGCUUGAAACGACUUUUGGUCCUUCAUCUGGACCGUAACGAGUUGACCGAGCUGUCCGGCUACGAGUUUGAACCGUUGGAGAACUUGAGGGAGCUCUACGUGCAAAACAACAAGAUCGCCACCAUCCACGCCAAGACAUUUAGCCACUUGAGAAGUUUGCAGGUGUUGGAUGUGAGUGGCAACCAGCUGGUGCGCUACGAUGCUGGCCAGCUGUUGACGGCCAACCCUUACCUGCGAACGUUGUGGCUGGCCGACAAUCCGUGGUCGUGUCAAUGCGAUUUCGUCCGUCCUCUGCGCGACUGGUUCCAGUCGACAAGAGCCCAAAUCGACGACCAGGACGCCGUCAGCUGUUCGCCGCUCGGAUUACAGAUCCUGGUAGCUAACGAAAGUUGUCCCACUUCGGACGGAUCGUCCGUCUUGUUGAGCCCUUACCACCCAGCCGAUUGGUGGCUAUUAAUGGCCGCUACCUUCUCGUUGGCGGUGGUUAUCCUAUCGGCGGGCAUUUGCCUGUGCUGCUGUCGCCGCCAAUUACGGCUGUUGCUCUUCAGCCAAUGCGGAGUGCGGAUGUGUUAUAAUCACGACGAAGAAUCAGCUGAUAGUAAGCCGUUCGAUGCUCUGGUUAUCUACAGCGCCAAGGACGACGUCCUCCUCAAAGACACUCUGGUUAAGCUGGAACGCAAGACGUACCAGUUGUGCCUGCAGCACCGGAUUGCGGAUCACGAUCAAGAUUUGAGCGCCGCGGCGUCUGCUAGCCGCCGGCUCCUCAUCCUGCUGACCAAGAGCUUCGUGGAGACGGAAUGGGGCAAGGCCAGCGUCCGCGCACUCCUACGAUCGACUUGGCAACCGGCAGCGGGAGCCGUGGGGGUCCGUUCUAGACGCGACCGCGUCAUCAUUUUACUGCCGGAACCGCAUAUCGUCCGCGAGAUCGACGCCGACCUGGACCUGCAUCUGCUCUUGAAGCACAGUCAAGUCGUUGAAUGGAACCGUCGAUUCUGCUGGAGUCGGCUUUUGUUAGCUCUGCCUCCGCCGAGAGGAGUCCUAGCCCCGGCCGAUUGCCAUCAGGCGGCCAUCAGUCAUCCGCAGCAGUCGGCCAUGCCAUCGGCCUAUUCCGGCAUCAUGCUGUCGGGUAAUAAUGCGAACGGUACUGGUGUUGGCUGCACGACGACCACCAGCAACUACGCCACGGGUGCAACUGCUUCUGCCAGGCACCAUCACAAGCUCAUCCAUCAGCGCCAACUGCCCACUGUUCCGGAAACGAUCUGAUGAGUCAGUCCUCCUCCUUUUUUUUUUGGGAAGGGGUGGGUGCUUGUUCCUCCUUUCUUAUUCAGCCAAUGAUGUAUCGCGUUUCCUUACCCAGCUUUUUCUAUCCAUUAUGAUAUACACUCAUCAUUUUUUUUUCUUUCUUUAUUCUUUAUCUUUCCGGAUGGACUUUUUUUGGCCCCUCCGUAUAUUAGAGACUAUGUUGUGCUUGGCCAACUCCUUAACGAUCUACCUAGCCGUCUUUUAAUUUAAACGAGCCCCAAUCAUUGUUGCAUUUAAGCUGCGCAUCAUUUGAUGAUCUUUAAAAACAAAAACCCGAUUGGAGACAGCGAAGAGGAAAUAAAAUGUACAUUGUAAGAUACAUCGAAAAACACGGCCGCAAUUUCACUUCAAAAUAAGGGAGGGUGAUGGAUUAAAGCGUCGAUCAUUCAAGCGGAUGUAAAACAUUUCAAGCGAACCAGAUCUAUUAUGGGCGAUAGGGAUAAGAGAGAGAGGGGGGAGAUUUGAAUUUUCCUUUAAAAGAAUCCCGAGGCAGCUGCCUGAACUGUCUAGUCGGAUCGAAUGUCUCUACUUUAUUUUCUAAACUAUUACAUUUCUCUUUAAAAAAAAUAUUACAUAAUAGCGCUAUGGACAAGGUGGCGACAACCUACCCACGUUUAUUCAAUAGAUAACGUUUUCUGUAUAUCUUCACAUCAAGAACGAGCAACUCUAGCAGCUUGCGUUUAAAAAGAGCAGCAGGGCUGCACAUCAGAUACGGUUUUUCACCCUCCUUUUUUUAUGAUACACAAAUUUAAGCUCCCUCCAUUUUUUUUUUUGAAUCAAAAUCUUUUUUAAUUCGUGGACGGAACCCAUCGAUAUCAAAACCGUUUACAUCUCUUUUAAUAUUCCCCCCUCCACACGGUUCUUUUGUGUCUGAAAGAUUCUUUUUUUUUUAAAUGGGGAAUAUAUUUCCUCGUUUUUUGAUUGAAUCGACAGUUCGUCCCCAUCGUCGAUCAAUACAAUUGUCGCUCUGUUUUUACGAGAGGCCUAUAUAACCGAAAGCCACUACACACAUUCAUAUAAGCCACAUAAGGGGUUACAACUGCUGGCUUGUGCGGUCUAUUAAUGCAUCUGUAUAAGAAACUGGGUGUGUUGUGUAUAUUAUAUAUAUAUAUCUGUUUGAAUAUUCGUCUAGAGCUGGACCCCCUUGUACGACCCUUCUCGGUCGACCGUGCAAAAGAGAAAUCGAUUGUCCGGGAGCGGAGCAGUAGAAGAGAUGGGGAGGGGAGGAGAAACUGCAUGAAAGGAGAAGGGGGGAGAACAUUUGUGAUGGCCAAAGGCGCGUGCACAGUUUUUUUUUUUUCUUCGAGUCAGUAGGGUCUGUCAAGCUAAUCAGUCCCGACUCUCUCUUUUGAGAAACUAACAUCCGCUGGUUCCUUCUUCUUUUUUCUCCCCCUUGCUUUUCUUAAGUAUAGAAUUACAGCAGCAAGAUUCAUCUCUAUAAAAUAUAAAGACAGACUUUCUGGCGGAAGGUUGGGUUCCCGUUGUUGAACUUGCGCAAGAAAUCGAACUGCCAGUGCCUUGUCAGUAGUUGUGUAUUACACGUCUGGAAUAUUUAAGAAAAA